AUGAAAGCUCUUCAAGUUUCAUUUGUCAAUGGAGUAUUCACAGCCGAAGAGAAAUGCUAUGAGAACAAACCAAUACUACAUACGCAAAAUAGUUUAAAUGGUAAAAAUAUUAGUAGAAUCAGGGGAACUUAUAAUAAAUUAGAUCAUAUGUGUCAAACAUCUCUCGUCCAACACAAAUUUGCCUAUCUAGGGACAGCAUAUUCUAUUAGUGAAAAAGAAUUAAUGUUAAAAUUAAGUCAGUAUGUUGACUGUGAACCUCCACAAAUGAAAACACAAGAAGAGGAUAAAUUGCACUGUUUCUUCUCCACGAUUUCUGAGGAAAGAAGUGACGUGGAUACUGCCUGUGACUGUAUUGGAUAUCAGCCGAAAGGAAUAAGAACUAACAAAAUGGCGAUUUUGGAUUUAUUUUGCGUCCAACAUUCUACCAUUUUAAAAGCGGAGAAACUUGUGAACUUGGGUUUAGCGAAACAUUUUAUCUUGGUUAGUAGUUCCCUUCAAUGCAAAAGUAAGGCAGUUUUCCAGGAAACCAUGCUUCUAAGCACCGCUGGAAAAUAUUAUUGGACAUUUCAAGCCAAAAUAUGUAAAAUUUCAGGCUCACCUUUUUAUUUUCAAAGGGAUAGUGCUUCAUUAUUUUGGCAAAAGGUGCUGAGGACAAGAGCUGUGGCAGCUAAUGUUAUGGAUGGAAGUUCCAGAAAAGGUUUAAAAGGCAAAGCGUUGGAAAUUCAGAAAAAAGAAAGUGAGAAAUCGAUACAGGGACGUUUUUUGGAGGUUAGCAAAAAUUUACAAACUCAACAAUUAACUCUGUGUAAAUCACCCACAGUAGGAGAAGUGGUAGGUUCAGUCAUCAUUCCUUUCAAACUAGUAAUUAGACGCUUUCAGAAAUUAAGUAGGUACACUAUGCCAAACACGCUUUUAUUCUUUGUAAAAAGUAAUGAUCCAGGAUAUUAUGCUUCAAUGACCAGUUAUCAGUUGAGUACUGAACUACUUAUACCUGAAAGAAUAGUUAUUUUGCAGUUUGCCAAGAGAGGGAUUUACAUCAUUCACACCAUUCACUUUACGGCACCAAUUUUAUGCAUAUGUGCUGACAGGGAUAAGCCAUUUAAAAUUAAUUCUACCUCCCUAUCAUUUAAAUCAUUACAAAAAGAUACUCUGUUUAACAAGAAAAUGAACUUUCAUUGUAAGUGCAAUUGGGAAAAAACAUUCCUUUUACUAAUAUUUCAAUAG
Molecule: messenger RNA, 1224 nt
Organism: Echinococcus granulosus
Lineage: Eukaryota; Metazoa; Platyhelminthes; Cestoda; Cyclophyllidea; Taeniidae
Exons: 12
Coding region: 1-1224 (407 amino acids)
Source: RefSeq, a predicted model, not a curated record